GCUUAGGAAACUACUCCGGAGCUCUUCGCGAGGGAAAGCGGAGGUAGUUUGGCCCACGUCGCCUGCCAUUCCGGAGGGGGGGGGGCGUCACGCAGAGGAUUGUGGGUGCGGUUCCCACGUGAGGCUCUGGGAAGACUUCUAGGAGUGUUUGGUUUCUUCAAGCAUUUGUCCAGUCAGACAUUUAAAAAUGUCAUCCAAACAAGAGAUAAUGAGUGACCAGCGGUUUAAGCGGGUUACAAAGGACCCAAGAUUUUGGGAAAUGCCAGAGAAGGAUCGAAAAGUCAAAAUCGAUAAGAGAUUUCGAGCAAUGUUUCAUGACAAAAAAUUCAAGUUGAAUUAUGCGGUGGAUAAAAGAGGACGCCCCAUCACCCACAGCACUACCGAGGACUUGAAACGUUUUUACGAUCUUUCAGAUUCUGAUUCAGAUCUCUCAGAUGAAGAUAACAAAGCAUUAAACCAAAAGAAAAUAAAGAAGAAAAAACCCCAGAAAAAUGAAAUUGAAUCAACAAAUCUAGUUGAGAAAAAGAAAGAAACUAAGAAAAUUACCCAAAAAGAUUCUGGAAAUAAAAAUGAUUUGGAUAACUCUGACAAAAUUCAGAAAAUGAAAAACUCAUGCAAACAUAAGAAGGUAGAUUCAAAAAUAAGUCCCAAGAAAGAUAGGGAAGAACUUAUACUAAAAAGUACAAAAGUGGAAAAAAGUAAUGUUCAACAUAAUACAGACUUGUGUCCCAAAGGAAGACUACGGACAGUAGACUCGGGCACUUCUGAAAUUGUGAAAUCUCCCAAAAUCAAGUAUUCUAAGACAAGAAGAGAAAUGCAGUCAGGGGUUCCACUCUCAGUGGCAAGACACAAUGAUUGUAAUGAAAACUCACCGGGUAAAAAGAUGUUUGAUAAAGAUGUUCUGGAGGAAGAUUUAGAAAGCACUAGUGAAAUAGGAAAUGAUGAAGAAUCUGAAGAUGGGGUUACAGGCAUUGAUAGAGCUUCAGCUGAUGAGGAUAACAGUGAUGAAAAUGAGGAAGAUGAGGAUGAAAAUGAGGAAGAUGAGGAUGAAAAUGAUGAUAGUGAGGAUGAUGAUGAAAGUGAGGAAGAUGAGGACGAAAAUGGUGAUAGUGAGGAUGAUGAUGAAAGUGACAGUGGCCCUGAUCUUGCGAGAGGUAAAGGAAAUAUAGAAACUAGUUCCGAAGAUGAAGAAGAUAUGGAAGAUUUACUUCCAGAGGAAUCUGGUUUUGAGCAUGCUUGGAGAGAACUAGAUAAAGAUGCUCCUCGGAGUGAUGAGAUUACACGUCGAUUAGCAGUUUGCAACAUGGACUGGGAUAGAUUAAAGGCAAAAGAUUUGCUGGCUCUGUUCAAUUCAUUUAAACCUAAAGGAGGUGUUAUAUUUUCUGUCAAGAUAUAUUUUUCAGAGUUUGGAAAAGAAAGGAUGAAGGAAGAGCAAGUUCAAGGACCAGUCGAGUUAUUAAGUAUUCCUGAAGAUGCCCCUGAAAAGGACUGGACCUCUAGAGAAAAAUUGAGAGAUUACCAAUUCAAACGACUAAAAUACUAUUAUGCAGUAGUAGACUGUGAUUCCCCUGCAACAGCCGCUAAACUCUAUGAGGAUUGUGAUGGCCUGGAAUUCGAAAGUAGUUGUUCCUUUGUAGAUCUGAGGUUUAUACCAGAUGAUAUUACUUUUGAUGAUGAGCCCAAGGACGUAGCCUUAGAAGUGGAUUUAACAGCAUAUAAACCAAAAUAUUUCACAUCUGCUGCAAUGGGAACGUCAACGGUUGAGAUCACUUGGGAUGAGACUGAUCAUGAAAGAAUUACCACACUCAACAGGAAGUUUAAAAAGGAAGAGCUUUUGGACAUGGAUUUUCAAGCCUAUUUAGCUUCCUCUAGUGAAGAUGAAGAGGACAUAGAAGAUGGACUACGAGGUGAUGAUGAAGUCAAUGCAGAAGAAGAUGGGAAAACAAAAAAACAUCAGAAAGAUGAUGAAGAACAAAUCGCUAAAUAUAGGCAACUCUUGCAAGUUAUUCAAGAAAAAGAAAAUAAAAAAAAAGAAAAUGAUAUGGAAAUGGAAAUUAAGUGGGUUCCAGGUCUUAAAGAAAGUGCAGAAGAGAUGGUCAAAAACAAAUUGGAAGGAAAAGAUAAACUGACCCCUUGGGAACAAUUUUUAGAGAAGAAGAAGGAGAAAAAAAGACUGAAAAAGAAACAGAAGGCUCUUGCUGAAGAGUCCAGUGAAGAUGAACUUCCUUCUGAUGUUGAUAUGAAUGACCCAUACUUUGCUGAAGAAGUUAAAAAAAUUGAAAAGAAGAAAUCAGUGAAAACUGCAACAGAUGGCCCAUCUCCAGAGGAGGAGGCUGAAAUAGAGAAACAAAAGGCUGAAAUGGCUUUGCUCAUGAUGGAUGAGGAGGAAGACAACAAGAAACACUUCAAUUACAACAAGAUUGUGGAGCACCAGAAUCUAAGCAAAAAGAAGAAAAAACAGCUUAUGAAAAAGAAGGAAUUAUUAGAGGAUGACUUUGAGGUAAAUGUUAAGGAUUCACGGUUUCAGGCAAUGUAUACUUCCCACUUAUUCAAUUUGGAUCCUUCGGAUCCUAACUUCAAGAAAACAAAAGCUAUGGAGAAAAUUCUUGAGGAGAAAGCCCGGCAAAGAGAACAAAAAGAACAAGAACUAACUCAGGCAAUAAAGAAAAAAGAGAGUGAAAUUCAAAAGGAAUCACAAAAGAGGUCCAUUGAUCCUGCCUUGUCAAUGUUGAUUAAAUCGGUAAAAAACAAAACAGAGCAGUUUCAAGCAAGAAAAAAACAAAAAGUCAAAUAGCUGUAUGUUGUUUCCUUUUAUAUUAGGAAUGUGAUCUCCCUACAGUUUACAGAAGUGGUAGAAAGAAUAUUUAUUGGGAACAAAGCUACCUUUCAAGAAUAUGAAUAAAGUCUUACUCUGAUGAUUGAAAAAUGUCUCUUGUAUAUAAUAGUUAAACCUAAUUGUGGAUGAUUGACAUACUUGUGCUCUGUAUUUCCACAGAUUAAUUGUAGCUAAUUCAAUUAAUUUAAAUUAUAGUAUUUAUAAACUACUAAAUUUUAUAUUUUAUGAAAUUCACUUCAUACUAGAAGAUUAUUCUAAAGUAGCUUUUUUAAAAGACUUUAUAAUUUUAUGUAAAAAAAUAGAACACAGUGCUGAUUUAUUUUUAUAGCACUAAUGAGAUGGAAGCCAAUCACUUUCUUUAUUGUUUGGACAUGCUUAUUAUAGUUGGAUUAUGAAAUUAAUUUGUAAAUAAAAAGUACUAAGAAUUUUUAUUAUUUUA
Molecule: messenger RNA, 3275 nt
Organism: Pipistrellus kuhlii (Kuhl's pipistrelle)
Lineage: Eukaryota; Metazoa; Chordata; Mammalia; Chiroptera; Vespertilionidae
Gene: ESF1
Product: ESF1 nucleolar pre-rRNA processing protein homolog
Exons: 14
Coding region: 188-2794 (868 amino acids)
Biological process (GO): rRNA processing
Cellular component (GO): nucleus
Molecular function (GO): RNA binding
Source: RefSeq, a predicted model, not a curated record